Messenger RNA from Erythranthe guttata (spotted monkey flower), 1945 nucleotides. The record is from RefSeq and is a predicted model, not a curated record. NCBI's taxonomy places the organism in Eukaryota, Viridiplantae, Streptophyta, Magnoliopsida, Lamiales, Phrymaceae.
ACGUACAAGAGUUGCUGUUGCAUAUCAGAGUGAGACAAAACUGUUGAGACAGAUGCUCUAUUAUGUUUUAACGACUGGCGCUGGAAAACAGACCCUAGGAGAAGAGUAUUGCGACAUUACUCAGCAUUUCCAGGUUGCACGACCCCACGGACUUCCUCCAACUCCAGCUAGGCGUUCUCUGUUUAUUGUUUAUCAGACAGCAUUCCCGUAUAUUGCAGAAAGGAUCAGCUCGCGUAUUGCUUCCUUAGGAAUCACAAUGGAUGAUUCAUUAUCUGAUGAGAUAACAGAGAAUACUUCAAACAUUCAAAUUCAGUCCUCUGCUAAUUCAGGAGCCCGAGUUUCAGCUUUGUCGAGAUUGAAAUCUAGAUUUAGUGGAUUAUGGUUAUAUGCAGUUCAGAGGUGGCCCUCAAUGGUACCUAUAGCCCGUGAGUUUUUCACGUUGAUUCUCCGGACAAACCUCAUGUUCUUCUAUUUCGAAGGACUUUUCUAUCAUUUAUCAAAAAGAGCUGCUCGCGUUCGUUACGUGUUUAUUGGCAAACCAAACAAUCAACGACCUAGAUAUCAAAUACUGGGGGUUUUCCUCCUAGUUCAGCUGUGUAUACUUGCUGCAGAAGGAUUGAGGAGAAGCAAUUUAUCUUCUUUGGCUACUUCUUUUCAACAAACAUCUCUCGGAACUUAUCAAACUUCAGGAGGAAGAGGUUUGCCUGUUCUAAACGAGGAAGGUAGUCUGGCAGCUGACGACUCCGGAAAGAGUACUUGGGUUCCCGAAUCCACAUCUACUUCAGAGGUCACCAAGCAAUUCUUUGUUGUUGUAGAAAGGGAAGAAUGGAAAUUUGAAACUUCAUGCGAUUUAUAUGGUACCCUCACAAUUAUCGGAGCUGUUAUAUUCUGUAACACGAAGCGCAAGUUUCUCACGCAUCUCAGAGUCAUUUUCAUUCAGAGGAUCCCUCGGUGGAGUAAAGCCAGGACGAUGAUCUUGUGCAAGUUUUUCACGCAUCUCAGAGUCAUUUUCAUUCAGAGGAUUCCUCGGCGGAGUAAAGCCAGGACGAUGAUCAUUGUCGUUCGGGCCAGGUGGAUCAUUGUCGUUCGGGCCAGGUGGAUCAUUGUCGUUCGGGCCAGGUGGAUCAUUGUCGUUCGGGCCAGGUGGAUCAUUGUCGUUCGGAGCAGGAUUCCUCGGAAUUACAGUAGAGGUAUGAGAAGGUCUAUUAAACUUUCUUUUUUUUCCCGGACCAGCCUUAUUUGCGUACACCGGUUUCUUUGUUUGUUCCCUCGGAGAACGCCUCGACGGAGAAGGGGCGAUUUCCGUGGUUGUUUGGUUUCGAAGAGAACGCCUUAGAGGUUGACUGGGGUUCUGAGUAGUGACUGGAGCGGAAGAACGAGGUGCCAGCUCUGAAGAAGCAUUGGUCGGAUUAGAAACUUCUUGAAGAUUGGUCGGUGCUUCUCGAGGAUUGGUCGGAGUAGAACCGUUCGGAUUAGAAACUUCUCGAGGAUUGUUCGGAGUAGAACCAGCUCCGAGAUCUCUGAGAUUGGUCGGAGUAGAACCGUUCGGAGUAGAACCAGCUCCGAGAUCUCCGAGAUUGGUCGGAGUAGAACCGUUCGGAGUAGAACCAGCUCUGAGAUCUCCGAGAUUGGUCGGAGUAGAACCGUUCGGAGUAGCACCAUCUCCUCCGAGAUUGGUCGGAUCAUGCAGAGAGAGAUCAGCAAGGUCGGGAAGAUUAUCCCCUCCAUCAUCUUGAUCUGUAAUUAUUAUUAUUUAAAAAAAAAAAAAAAAAAAAAAAAAAAAAAAAGAAACCGUUCAAUUACCGUUUCCAUCGGAAUCAUCGACCAUCAUAUCAUCGAAAUAAUCUUCAAUCUUGAAUUUGUUGAACGGUUUUGGUUCAAGGUCUGUAUAUAAUAGUUACACUAGGAGUUAAUUUUAUGAGUAAAAAGCAGUUUGCCACCUAAA